UGCCUCCCCUUGCUCGGGCCAGCGCCCAGCGAUUCCGCUUUGCCUCUGGUUGAGAACUCGCCGGCCAUCCCACCGCGUCUCUCCCCCAGCCGCCGCGCCGCCGCGCCGCCCCGCCCAGCAGGGGGCUGCCGGCUCCGGCCUGAUUUGAGGCGGCGAGUGAGCAAGGGAGGACAUGAUCUACACGGCUAUAGACACGUUUUAUCUCACGGACGAGCAGCUGCGGGACUCGCCGUCGCGGAAGGAUGGGAUAGACGAGGCCGCCGAGACGACCCUCCGGGUCUACGGCUGCGACCUCAUCCAGGAGAGCGGCAUCCUCCUCAGGCUACCACAAGCAGUGAUGGCCACAGCUCAAGUACUGUUCCAUCGUUUUUACUGCAAGAAAUCAUUUGCACGAUUUAGUGCUAAGAGACUUGCUGCUAGUUGUGUUUGGCUAGCUGGGAAGUUGGAGGAGAGUCCUAGGAGAUCAAAGCAUAUUAUAUUUGUCUUCCAUAGAAUGGAAUGCAGGAGAGAAAACCUACCAAUAGAAUACUUGGAUGUAUUUUCAUCGAAAUAUUCAGAACUCAGGCAUGAUCUGAUAAGGACCGAGCGGCAUCUAUUGAAGGAGAUGGGUUUCAUUUGCCAUGUCGAACAUCCUCACAAGUUCAUCUCGAACUACCUUGCAACACUUGAAGCCCCUGAGCUGACACAAGAAGCAUGGAACCUUGCUAAUGAUAGCUUGCGGACAACUCUUUGUGUACGGUUCAAGAGUGAAGUAGUAGCAUGUGGAGUCGUGUAUGCUGCAGCUAGGAGACACAAGGUUCCCCUCCCUGAAGAUCCUGCUUGGUGGACAGUUUUUGAUGCUGACGAGGCAGGAAUUCAGGAAGUUUGCAGGGUUCUUGCUCAUCUCUACAGCCUCCCAAAGGCACAAUAUAUACCAGUGUAUAAAGACAAUGAUUCCUUCAGUGUUAGAAGGGCCUCUGAUCCACAGGCUUCUAAGGAGAGUCCAGCAAGUGCCGUUGCUAGUGAUAGGGGUACCCCUGCACCUUCGAGUUCUAGCCAGGAGAAGAGUUCACUGGGCAAGGCAGGAACAGAGAAGGUGAAGGAAAAAAGUAAUAACAAGGAUAAGCCGUUGUCUGAUGAGCUAAACGGAAAAGGAGACAAGGCAGUGAAUUUGAAGUCAGAGUCUAAUGUUGAUCGGGCUGAGGAAAGAGAAAGAAGCAGAUCAAGAGGCCGUGACCGUGAUAGCAGGGGUAGAGAUUCUGAUCGCGAGAGGGGGCGUGAUAGAGAAGUAGACAGGGAUAGAGCCAAGAGACACCGUUCGAGGGACAAAAGUUCAGGAUACUCGGACAAGGAGAAAUCAAGGCACCGCUCGUCACGAGACCAUGGCGGUUACCACUCAGCUGGUGACAAAGAUCGGCACCGGCGUCAUUGAUCCAGCUGAGCUUCCCUGUUGUACGAAGAAGAUAUGGGUAGAGAACCACCAAGGAGCGCCAAAAGCGUGAGAUGAAUUUGGUAUCAUCUGACGUGUUACAUUAGCAAAUCAGGCCUUAUAUGUAGUACUCGUAGUACUUCUGAACUAUCCUUUUGUACUUUUGAUUUUGCUGAAACAACUUUGCUACACAGAGAGUAGCAGAUGGCUUGUAAGAGGGAACAAGGACAGGAGUCUGCAAGUACUUGCCCACUCCCAUUUUAACAUGAGAGCUUUCCAGAUUGAUUGUGACAUAAACAUUUUGAA
Messenger RNA from Lolium perenne, 1714 nucleotides. Its product is annotated as cyclin-L1-1. Gene Ontology annotation, biological process: regulation of transcription by RNA polymerase II. The record is from RefSeq and is a predicted model, not a curated record. Gene Ontology annotation, molecular function: cyclin-dependent protein serine/threonine kinase regulator activity. NCBI's taxonomy places the organism in Eukaryota, Viridiplantae, Streptophyta, Magnoliopsida, Poales, Poaceae.